AUGGCCAGUCCAGUCUCCCUUGUCUGGACUCGAGGUGGAGAUCCCCAAGGUACAACGGGACAAGUGAGCUCCGUAGCGCGAUCGGGGAGCGCCACGUCCUACCAUUGUAGUCAUUUAGACAGCAAUUAGGACAGGCAAAGCGAACUGGCGAGCUAGAGGAAGCAGUUCGGAAGAAGAAGAAGAAGAAGAAGAAGAUGAUGAAGAUGAAGAAGAAGAAGAAGAAGAAGAAGAAGAAGGAGAAGAAGAAGAAAAAGAAGGUGACGAUAAUGGUGGUGGUGGUGGUGGUGGUGGUGGUGUUGGUUGUGGUGAUGAUGAUGAUGAUGCUGCUGCUGCUGAUGAUGAUGAUGAUGAUGAUGAGGAUGAUGAUGAUGAUGAUGAUGAUGAUGAUGAUGAUGAUGAUGAUGAUGAUGAUGAUGAUGAUGAUGAUGAUGAUGAUGAUGAUGAUGAUGAUGAUGAUGAUGAUGAUGAUGAUGAUGAUGAUGAUGAUGAUGAUGAUGAUGAUGAUGAUGAUGAUACGAUCAGUGAAACGAACGGUUCGGUUUCUUAA
This is a messenger RNA of Spirometra erinaceieuropaei, 547 nucleotides long. The record is from the annotation of a GenBank genome assembly. NCBI's taxonomy places the organism in Eukaryota, Metazoa, Platyhelminthes, Cestoda, Diphyllobothriidea, Diphyllobothriidae.